CCGCCCCUGAGACACCGGCGGCGAGAAAGUUGCGGCGGUCGCCCACAUGCGCGGCCGCGGCCGGCGGCUUGGGGAACGGCGCCGAGCGGAGGUGGGCGAAGAGAGUUUGAAGCGCUCGCCGGCGGGAAGAUGGCGGAGCGGAGCUGAGAGCGGCGCCCGGCGAGCUCGGGCUGCCCCCGCCUUCCUCCGCAGCCCCCCGGACCCCCGCCGGACACAUGCAGGCCAAAAAACGCUACCUGACGCUGCUCUCUGCCGGCACCUGUCUUGCCCUGCUGCUCUACCUGGGAGGUGUGCGGCUGCGGGCGGCCCGGCACCCGCCGCCCGGUAGCCGGCAUGGCCCGCGCCCCGGCGGCGCCGAGCGGCCCUGGCCCCGCUUCCCCGACGCCCUGCGGCCCUUCGCGCCCGCCGAGCGCCCGGGCCCCGAGGGCGGCGGGCGCGUCUCCCCCCGUCAGCGGCGGGACGCCAGCGCCGGCCUCUACCGCGGGCGCCGCUGCCGCAUGGAGUCCUGCUUCGACUUCGCCCAGUGCCGGAAAAACGGCUUCAAGGUCUACGUGUACCCGCAGCAGAAGGGGGAGAAGAUCGCUGAGAGCUACCAAAACGUCCUGGCCGCUAUCGAGGGCUCCCGGUUCUACACCUCGGACCCUGGGCAGGCCUGCCUUUUCGUCCUUAGCCUGGACACGCUGGACCGAGACCAGCUCUCGCCCCAGUAUGUGCACAACCUCCGCUCCAAGGUGCAGAGCCUCCACCUGUGGAACAACGGCAGAAACCACCUAAUUUUUAAUUUAUACUCCGGCACCUGGCCCGACUACACUGAGGAUGUGGGGUUCGACAUUGGCCAGGCUAUGCUGGCCAAAGCCAGCAUCAGUACUGAAAACUUCAGACCCAACUUUGACGUUUCUAUCCCGCUCUUUUCUAAGGAUCAUCCUAGGACAGGAGGGGAGAAGGGAUUUUUGAGGUUUAACACCAUCCCUCCUCUCAGGAAGUACAUGUUGGUAUUCAAGGGGAAAAGGUACCUGACGGGGAUAGGGUCAGACACCAGGAAUGCCUUAUAUCACGUCCAUAACGGAGAGGAUGUUGUCCUCCUGACCACCUGCAAGCAUGGCAAAGACUGGCAAAAGCACAAGGAUUCGCGCUGCGACCGAGACAACGCCGAAUACGAAAAGUAUGAUUACCGUGAAAUGCUGCACAAUGCCACUUUCUGUCUGGUUCCCCGUGGCCGCAGGCUUGGCUCUUUCAGGUUUUUGGAAGCCUUGCAGGCUGCCUGCGUCCCGGUCAUGCUCAGCAACGGAUGGGAGCUGCCGUUCUCGGAAGUGAUUGAUUGGAACCAAGCUGCCAUCAUAGGCGAUGAGAGAUUGUUAUUACAGAUUCCUUCUACAAUCAGGUCUAUCCAUCAGGAUAAAAUCCUAGCACUUAGACAGCAGACACAGUUCUUGUGGGAGGCUUAUUUUUCUUCAGUUGAGAAGAUUGUAUUGACUACACUAGAGAUUAUUCAGGACAGAAUAUUUAAGCACAUAUCACGUAACAGCUUAAUAUGGAACAAACAUCCUGGAGGGUUAUUUGUACUGCCACAAUAUUCCUCAUAUCUGGGAGAUUUUCCUUACUACUAUGCUAAUCUUGGUCUGAAGCCUCUUUCCACAUUCACUGCCGUUAUCCACGCAGUAACUCCCCUGGUUUCCCAAUCUCAGCCUGUGCUGAAACUCCUGGUUGCUGUAGCCAAGUCCCAGUACUGUGCACAGAUUAUUGUUUUAUGGAAUUGUGAUAAACCCCUCCCAGCCAAACACCGCUGGCCUGCCACUUCUGUGCCUGUCAUAGUCAUUGAAGGAGAAAGCAAGGUUAUGAGCAGUCGCUUCCUACCCUAUGACAACAUAGUGACAGACGCAGUGCUGAGCCUGGAUGAGGACACCGUGCUUUCAACCACUGAGGUGGAUUUUGCCUUUACAGUUUGGCAGAGCUUUCCAGAGAGGAUUGUAGGCUAUCCUGCACGCAGUCACUUCUGGGACAACACUAAGGAAAGGUGGGGGUAUACCUCCAAAUGGACUAAUGACUAUUCCAUGGUCUUGACAGGAGCUGCUAUUUACCACAAAUAUUAUCACUACCUGUACACUCAUUACCUGCCUGCCAGCCUAAAGAAUAUGGUGGACCAACUGGCCAAUUGUGAGGAUAUUCUAAUGAAUUUUUUGGUGUCAGCCGUGACUAAAUUGCCUCCAAUCAAAGUAACACAGAAAAAACAGUAUAAGGAGACCAUGAUGGGACAGACGUCCCGGGCCUCGCGCUGGGCCGACCCCGACCACUUUGCCCAGCGGCAGAGCUGCAUGAACACUUUUGCCAGCUGGUUUGGCUAUAUGCCGCUGAUCCACUCGCAGAUGAGGCUCGACCCCGUCCUCUUUAAAGAUCAGGUCUCCAUCCUGAGGAAGAAGUACCGAGACAUCGAACGACUCUGAGGCCGCUGCUGAGGGGGCCGAGCCGCCCUCGCCCGUGGGAGCCGGACUGUGGCGCCGGCAGCGAGCGCCCGCCCCGCCGGCCGCGCCCGCGGCUCCGCCCCGCCCGACCCGACCGCCGGCACCCGCUGUCGCUGGGACUAGGUCGUGUACAGUUUCAUUAUGGAACAUUAAAUAAUUAUUUUUGAAAUGAUUGCUAUGCAGGUUUAAACUUUUUUAAUGAUCAAAAAAAAAAAAAAACCCUAUUAAAAACAGAGUUCUUUCUUUAAUCAAAA
Serinus canaria (Common canary) is the source of this 2713-nucleotide messenger RNA. It is a transcript of the gene EXT1, whose product is annotated as exostosin glycosyltransferase 1. The transcript has 11 exons. The coding region runs from base 216 to 2441 and encodes 741 amino acids. Lineage: Eukaryota; Metazoa; Chordata; Aves; Passeriformes; Fringillidae. The record is from RefSeq and is a predicted model, not a curated record. Gene Ontology annotation, cellular component: membrane. Gene Ontology annotation, molecular function: glycosyltransferase activity.